This is a messenger RNA of Geodia barretti, 609 nucleotides long. Lineage: Eukaryota; Metazoa; Porifera; Demospongiae; Tetractinellida; Geodiidae. The record is from the annotation of a GenBank genome assembly.
AUGGUAAACGGAUACUUGACAGAAGAACAGCGCAAACACUGGGAUGAGCAAGGCUAUCUCGUUGUGAAACAGGUGCUUUCCACCGAGGAGAUUCGCACACUUUUGGACGCUGUCGAUCCGGUUAUUGAAGACUACGUCCGGGAAACGGAUGGUCCAGAUGCCCCCCGGUUUGGUCGAGGUGCUUUCACCAUCAUUCGGGCGAUCGAAAGAACGGAUGCGCUGGAUGUCUUAACAGAUCACCCUAACAUCUUCGGGACGAUUCUCGCAUUGAUGGGUCCCUACCUCCAGAUUAUGGGAACGCAGAUCUACACUCGACAUCCCAGCGAUGAUCCUUUACUGAGUUUCCAUACGGAUGCUGGACCCUCACUACAACAGAUUCACCCGCACCCCCAAAGCCUCCCGCUGCAAUUCAAGGUUCAGUUUUUCCUGACCGAUGUAUCAAAGCCGGACAGCGCAAAUUUCAUGUUGGUGCCGGGCAGUCAAAAUGAGCCUUUUCCCGAACACCCGGAACCCGGAUUUAUUCCAGAGGGAGCGAUCCAAGUGCUUGCCGAACCGGGCGAUGCCGUUAUUUUUCCGUGGGCGCAAGUGGCACUCGGUCGGACCGAAUAA